AUGAUUGGUGCAGUUGGGGUUUUGCUCAAUCCUUCUGUAAGUCAUUUAGCGGGCAAAACUGUUGAACUUGGAGAAGAAGUUGUAGAUGUUGUGAGAGAGGAAAUUUUUAAUGCUCCAAUUGUGUUUGGAUGUUUAGGAAUUAGUAUCUUACUCACUGCAAUAGCCCUUGUGACAAUCGCGGUAUGUAUAGAUCGGAGAUGUGGGAAACCAGGCUGUAAAGGGCUUCGGAAGGCUGCUGAAUUUGAUUUGCAUCUGGAGACGGAGGAGUGUGUAAAGAAGUCCAACUACGCUGCAACGAGUGGACUGAAGAAGGGACUUUUUGAAUUGCCACGCGAUCACCAUAGGGAAUUGGAAGCUGAGCUCAAGAAAAUGGCACCGCCUAACGGAAGGGCUGUUCUGGUGUUUCGAGCAAGGUGUGGAUGCUCUGUUGGAAGAACGGAGGUUCCAGGCCCAAGAAAGUCUAGAAAGUUGAGGCGCCUGUGUGAGAUUUUUCUACAAUUGCUACAGUGA
Messenger RNA from Fraxinus pennsylvanica, 510 nucleotides. Lineage: Eukaryota; Viridiplantae; Streptophyta; Magnoliopsida; Lamiales; Oleaceae. The record is from the annotation of a GenBank genome assembly.